Telopea speciosissima is the source of this 1520-nucleotide messenger RNA. Its product is annotated as GPI mannosyltransferase 1. Gene Ontology annotation, cellular component: glycosylphosphatidylinositol-mannosyltransferase I complex; membrane. Bases 39 to 1361 code for a protein of 440 amino acids. Gene Ontology annotation, biological process: GPI anchor biosynthetic process. The record is from RefSeq and is a predicted model, not a curated record. Lineage: Eukaryota; Viridiplantae; Streptophyta; Magnoliopsida; Proteales; Proteaceae. The transcript is spliced from 4 exons. Gene Ontology annotation, molecular function: alpha-1,4-mannosyltransferase activity; GPI mannosyltransferase activity.
CUUUCGACGGCGGCUGCAGUUCCAUUUAUUUCGCAUUAAUGGCAUCAGUAAACUUUCGCUCUCUUCUUCUAUUCUCGGCACUCCUUCGAAUUUUUUUGAUCGUGUAUGGAGAAUGGCAGGAUACCCAUAUGGAAGUUCGCUACACAGAUGUCGAUUACCUUGUUUUCUCAGAUGCAGCCGCUCUAAUGGGUUCUGGAAAAUCUCCUUACGAUAGAUCAACUUAUCGUUAUUCACCUCUACUUGCAUUUCUGCUCAUACCCAAUUCGGUUCUUCAUCGUUCAUGGGGGAAGUUCCUCUUCUCUGCAUCAGAUUUACUUGUGGGGUUGUUUAUCCAUACCAUAUUGAAGCUACGUGGUGUUCCUGAGAAUCUGCGCCUUUAUUCUGUGGCAGCUUGGGUUUUGAACCCAUUCACCUUCACUAUCGGAACUCGUGGAAACUGUGAGCCUAUUGUGUGUGCCAUGAUCCUUUGGAUCAUAAUUUGUCUUAUGAAUGGUCGUGUGCUACAGGCAGCAUUUUACUAUGGGCUUGUUGUCCAUUUCAGAAUCUACCCGAUCAUCUAUUCCCUUCCUAUUCUCCUUGUUCUUGAUCAACGUAACUUUCAAACUGGUCGGACUCCUGUUCUUCAGAAAUGGAGUUCUAGACAGCAAAAACAAGACCAAAGUUCUAGGAGCACAGAAACUUUUUCUCUUACGUCUCUAUGUUUUCUCUUGAAGAGAUUUGUAACGAAAGACAGGAUAUUUUUUGGGUUCAUAUCUGGGGCCAUGUUCUUCUUUUGGACUGGCCUUUUUUACCAUCUCUAUGGCUGGGAAUUCUUGCAUGAGGCGCUGCUGUACCAUCUUACCCGCACUGAUCCAAGGCACAACUUCUCCAUAUAUUUCUAUCAUAUCUAUCUUCAUCACCAACAUGGGUUUUCAACGGUGGAAAAGCUCUUCUCUUUCCUGCCACAGCUACUGGUACAGCUGGUUCUCACCUUAUGCUUUGCCCAAGACCUCCCAUUCUGCCUUUUCGUACAGACAGUUGCAUUUGUGGCAUUCAACAAGGUCAUCACAGCACAGUAUUUUGUGUGGUUCUUUUGCCUUUUUCCUCUGAUAAUGCCAUGGAACACCAUGAAGAUGAAAUGGAAAGGUCUGUCCUGCACUUUCUUUUGGGUUGGAGCUCAAAUGCAUUGGCUGAUGUGGGGAUAUCUGCUUGAAUUCAAAGGCAAGAAUGUUUUUAUUCAACUGUGGUUAGCAAGCCUAUUGUUCUUGGCUGCCAAUACUUAUGUGUUGGUAAUGGUCAUCCAUCAUCACUUAAUCUCUCCAGUCUUUCUACCAUUGAAGAAAACAAAUUCAUUUCGAGAAGAUGAUGGAAAGAGGAAGUGAGGGCAGAAGUUUUUGUUUCUCUUUUCAUCAGUUUUUUGUACACAUGAGUUUAUCUCUUCUGCUUUCUCUCAAAUGAUGUAGUUAUAGUUGUAGUCUUCCACUGUUUUAUGUAACCUUUUAAUUCCUAGUCUAGUAAUAACUAACAUUUGAAUUGGCACC